This is a messenger RNA of Corylus avellana, 629 nucleotides long. The record is from RefSeq and is a predicted model, not a curated record. NCBI's taxonomy places the organism in Eukaryota, Viridiplantae, Streptophyta, Magnoliopsida, Fagales, Betulaceae.
GAAAAGGCGUUGUUUGGAUGGCGGGUAAUAAAAAUCACAAAAACUAAAUUUAUCUUCAAAGAACAAAAGAAAAUCGCAAGGGCGAGAGUGAGAGAGAGAAAUGGGGGAUCUGUACGCCUUAGACUUCGAUGGAGUUCUCUGCGAUAGCUGCGGAGAGAGCUCUCGCUCUGCUGUGAAGGCUGCUAAAGUGAGAUGGCCGGCUUUGUUUGACGGCGUGGAUUCGACCACGGAGGGCUGGAUUGUCGAUCAGAUGUAUAUAGUGCGACCUGUGGUGGAAACUGGAUAUGAAAACCUCUUACUUGUGAGGUUAUUAUUGGAGAUGAGAAUACCUUCUAUUCGGAAGUCCUCGGUUGCAGAGGGACUCACAGUUGAUGGCAUAUUGGAGAAUUGGUCAAAUUUAAAGCCUGUCAUUAUGGAAGAAUGGGCUGAGAAUAGAGAUCCUCUGAUAGAUCUUUUUGGAAAGGUCAGGGAUGAAUGGCUGGAGAAGGACUUGCCAACUUGGAUUGGUGCAAAUAGGUAAUCAAGAUUUUUGAGAUGAGAUCAAUCAUUUAACUCUCCUGGUAAACAUACCAUUAACAAAAAGUAAAGUACAUGGAAAUAGAAGCAAACUUCAUAGUAACUUUUUAAAU